Capsaspora owczarzaki ATCC 30864 is the source of this 1278-nucleotide messenger RNA. RefSeq names its product serine/threonine protein kinase 6. Gene Ontology annotation, cellular component: spindle midzone; spindle microtubule; chromosome passenger complex. The record is from RefSeq and is a predicted model, not a curated record. Gene Ontology annotation, molecular function: ATP binding; protein kinase activity. NCBI's taxonomy places the organism in Eukaryota, Filasterea, Ministeriida, Capsasporidae. The transcript has 5 exons. Gene Ontology annotation, biological process: mitotic spindle organization; regulation of cytokinesis; protein phosphorylation. The coding region runs from base 27 to 1172 and encodes 381 amino acids.
AUUCACGCCAAACCCGUUUGUCGAACAUGAACGACGAAAACAAGCCUAGCGCAAGGGCUUAUAUUGGAACCACAUCAGCCGCUCUCAACGCUCUGAACACACAAUACGAGCCUCGCGCACCGCUGGGCACCAUUCAUGCUCCUCAAGCUGGAGCCAACACGGGCCGACCUGUCAAACUGGAAACAACCUCGACUGCUGCUGCGCCCACUAGUACCACGACUACUACUACUACUACUACAUUUGCCCAAACCUCAUCGGCAAGCUCCACACCAACGGCUGCCGGGGAAGCGCCGACUGCAGGUCCAGACGGCAAGCGUCGGUGGCAAAUCACCGACUUUGAAAUUGGCCGACCACUUGGUCGAGGCAAGUUUGGUAACGUGUACUUGGCACGUGAAAAGUCGUCCAAGUACAUUGUUGCACUCAAGGUGCUGUACAAGAAUCAGUUGCAGAGGAUUGGUGUCGAGCACCAGUUGCGGCGUGAAGUCGAAAUUCAGUCCCACCUGCGGCACCCAAAUAUCUUGCGCAUGUAUGGCUAUUUUCAUGACGAGAAGCGUGUCUACCUCAUCCUAGAGUAUGCUCCUCGUGGCGAGCUGUUCAAGGAACUGCGCAAGGAGCAGCGAUUCUCCGAACCACGAACUGCAAGCUACAUUUUGCAACUCGCCCGUGCUCUCAAGUACUGCCACGGCAAAAAUGUCAUUCAUCGCGAUAUCAAGCCGGAAAACGUGCUGCUUGGACUGCGUGGAGAUUUGAAGAUUGCCGAUUUCGGCUGGUCGGUGCAUACUUCCAACCGACGAGAUACACUUUGCGGGACAUUGGACUAUCUGCCUCCGGAAAUGGUUGAUCGCGGCGACUACGACUACCGCGUCGACUUGUGGUCGCUCGGGGUCUUGUGUUACGAGUUUCUCGUCGGAUCACCCCCGUUCUACGCCGAAGAUGAGCCUUCAACCUACCUGCGCAUCCGCCGCGGAGAUCUCGUCUUCCCGUCAACCGUCAGCGCUGGCGCACGAGAUUUCAUGUCCAAGCUGAUGCGACUCAAUCCUAGCGAGCGCAUGCCGCUCGAGCAGGCAAUGGUUCAUCCUUGGAUUCUGGAAAUGACCGAUCCCAACAACCAGCCCCGGUCAGCCUUAGCCGCUGCCUCCAAGCCUGUGUCUGCUAUGGCCAGCCAGCAAUAAUGCUGUCGUCGCUCAAACACCAGAGUAUCGAUCCCCCACUCUCCCCACUCAUUCUCCUCUCCUCCACCCACCCCCGUUGAGCAACUCUUAUAUUUCGUAUCCAGAA